Rhipicephalus microplus (southern cattle tick) is the source of this 472-nucleotide messenger RNA. RefSeq lists its product as uncharacterized. Gene Ontology annotation, molecular function: DNA binding. The record is from RefSeq and is a predicted model, not a curated record. Lineage: Eukaryota; Metazoa; Arthropoda; Arachnida; Ixodida; Ixodidae. Gene Ontology annotation, biological process: negative regulation of DNA-templated transcription.
GAAUGCAUAUGUUCCGUGCAGGUGGACAUUGGACGAGGGCUUAUGGUCAAGAAAGGUGCAUGGGAACAUGUGCAGUCCCAUCAUAAGGAUUCCUUAUUUGUCAAGGACCUGCUAGUCACCAUCUGGUCGAAAGACAACCUUAAGGAGCGCUCCCUGCAUGGAAAACAUUGUCCACGGUACCCUAACCGUCCACGCAAGGCUCCCCUAACACCGUGGAAGUUGGACGUAAUGCGUGACUGCUACAGAGCACGUCUGGAGCAUCAAGGCGUGCCUGCAGGAGUACUGCCGUUGGCAGUCAAACAGAUGAACCACUUCAUUGUUGAGAAGCUUUCAGAUAUUGAGAAGCUUGCCAAGCGGGCGAAGGACAACCAGGGCGUUGCGGAAGUUUAACAGAGGAGGACCAUUGGUGCAUUUUCUAAAUAGUGUAAAUAUUAUGGAAUGUGUGAAUAAAUUUUCAUUCUUUCAUAUUUUU